Passer montanus (Eurasian tree sparrow) is the source of this 2078-nucleotide messenger RNA. It is a transcript of the gene BMP15, whose product is annotated as bone morphogenetic protein 15. Gene Ontology annotation, cellular component: extracellular region. The coding region runs from base 378 to 1472 and encodes 364 amino acids. Gene Ontology annotation, biological process: SMAD protein signal transduction; BMP signaling pathway. The record is from RefSeq and is a predicted model, not a curated record. Lineage: Eukaryota; Metazoa; Chordata; Aves; Passeriformes; Passeridae. The transcript has 2 exons. Gene Ontology annotation, molecular function: growth factor activity; cytokine activity.
UGAGUCAGGAGCAGGUGGGCUGAGUGAGCUGAUUCUCCCACCCCACUUCACCCCACUCCCCUACCCUUGCACCUUUACAGCUCCCAUAGCCAGGCUCUGUUGGGCUAGCUUUGCUCCUGGUCUGGAUUUUAGUCUGGAAUUUGUCCCUUUUUGCACAGAUUCCCCCCACCUUUCUAUUCCUGUGCCAAGCUGAAGCAGCUGGUGUGGUUGUCCUGUCUUGAUAGAAGCUGGAAGCACCCUGGGAUCCUUUUGCUGGUGCCCGCAGUCAGCUCUCCCUCUCAAGUGAGGAGAAGCAUGACUGCAGGUUUUCCCUAAUUCUUCUGCUGGCCAGCCCCACCUUGUACCUCUUACCUGCUCCCUCCCAACAUUCACCUAUCAUGGCUAUGCCCUACCCUUUCACCAGCCUCCUCCUUCUCCUUGUUGUGCCCCUUUCCCAGGCUGCAAACCAGUCCCCACUGCCCCUUGCCUCCCUGCCCGCUGUCCCCACCCUGCCCCUCCUGCAGGCCCUGCAAACCCGGGCUCCAGGCAGCCCAGGCUGGCAGGUGGGGCCAGCCAGUGGACAGCCCCUGCGCUACAUGCUGAAUCUGUACCGGCGUGCUGCUGACCGUGAAGGCCGGCCCCGCCGCAGCCGCAGCCUGGGCACCAACACCAUCCGCCUGAUCCAGGCCAGUUCCCACGGGGGUCAGCCCUGGGCAGGUCGCUGGUACUUGCAGGCCCUCACCUACCACAUGGAGGGCCAGCCAGAGGUCGAGCACCUCCUCAGAGCUACUGUGGUCUACCUGCCCAGUCUGUCACUGGCCCACGGUCGCCUUCUCUGUGCUCUGGAGCUGGUGAUGGCUGGUGAGGCACCCAGGGUGCUGCUCAGCCCUACUGCCCGUCCCCGCCAUGGCUGGGCUGAAGUUGACGUCACGCCUUAUCUGGUGCUGGGAAACAGCAGCGCGGGGAGCCUGGCACUGCGGCAUGUCUGCGUGCGUGCUGGCCGAGCAGGAGGUCACGAUGCCCCUGUGGCCCCUGGCCACCCUUUCCUCCUUCUCUACCUUAAUGAUACCCAGGCAGGGUUGGCACCUCUGGCAGCAGAGCCCCACCGACACCGACGCGAUACAGGGACAUUGGCUCAUGACCUGCCCAAGUACCUGCAGGACCAGGGAGGGGAGAAGAGUGACUGUUCCCUCCGCCCCUUCCCUGUCAGUUUUGCACAGCUGGGCUGGGACCACUGGAUCAUUGCUCCUCACCGCUAUAACCCACGCUACUGCAAGGGCACCUGUCCCCACCUGCUCCGCUAUGACUUCCACGCACCCAACCAUGCUGUGGUGCAGGGUUUUGUUCAUCAGCUGGUGGAUGCCAAUGUGCCCCGGCCCUCCUGUGUGCCCUAUCGCUACAGCCCCAUCAGUGUCCUCAUGAUUGAGCGCAAUGGAGGCAUACUGUACAAGGAGUACGAGAAUAUGAUUGCAGAGUCCUGCACUUGCCGGUAAUUUCCACUGCUCCAGCACAUCACCCCUGGGCUCUGCCUCUUCCUGCAGAUCUGGACUUUAGGGUUUAUCUUGCUCUGCCUGGGGCUCACUUGGCUCAUCUCCCCUCCCCAUGCAGUGCUGCUCAGUGGGGAGGUUUUACAAUGACAGUUUUAUGUAAAUUGUGGGUUUUUAAAGGCAGGAACCUGUGUUGGGGUGGUUGCCCUAUGGCAUCUGUCCUUCCUGCAGCCCCCAUGGCUGCUGCCUGGUUUUGGUGGGCAGGGGGGCUUGGCCUGAUGUUCUCAGAUAUGAGGUGUGUCCCUAAACUGGAGUACAAAGCUCUUAGGAGAUGGCUGGGAGUCUCCUGGUGGAGCGAGGGCAGGGAGGGAGGAAGUCCAGGUGUCUCUGUGUUUUGCAUCUGACAUGUUGGUGGUGUCAGGAUCUGAUGUGACCCUGCCCUGUGGCAUUCCUUCCCAACUCACAUGCACCCCAUCCCUAUCUAGUUUCAACUGCAGAGGCAUCUCACCAGGCUGAGAACUUGGGCUGGAGGGAGGAAGCCUCUCUCCUCCCCCGGAUUUCUGCUCUGGAAGGGCUAUGAAAAACUGGAGGGACCUGAGCUGCCAUCUCUGC